Molecule: messenger RNA, 435 nt
Organism: Phanerochaete carnosa HHB-10118-sp
Lineage: Eukaryota; Fungi; Basidiomycota; Agaricomycetes; Polyporales; Phanerochaetaceae
Exons: 2
Coding region: 1-435 (144 amino acids)
Source: RefSeq, a predicted model, not a curated record
AUGGUUAUUGGGUGCAUCCAUUGGCCAUCUUGCCUUGUCGAGGAUGCUGGAGACCACUACAAUUACACGAAUCCCGCCCUUCAGGAUGCUUUAUAUAAAGCAAUCCCAGCUAUAUUCGACAUCCUCAUCGGCCAGCGAUCACAUCCCAUCAUUUCUGACUACCGUGCUAUCAAGGACGAUGGCAUCGAAGACCUAAAGAAUGUUGCGAAGUGGCAAGACUCACUCAAGUUACCUAUAUUCCAUGCUGACAGUAUACUCCUGCCUCCUUUGCUCGAAGAGCUAAUGGUCCGCUUACGCAACCUGCCGUACGACAUCUACAAAAUCCACAAGUUGCAUGUCGACACUCUGGUCCAUGGUCCGGGCCUUCUACUCUCGAAGGUGGUUGUUCUUCGCACCUGUUUGCACAGGAAGGCAUGUGACGACAACGAGAUUUAA